CGAUCUUCUUCAUCUUCUUCUCUUCUCUUCCUAUCCUCUCUCGCUGCUCUUGGAUCUCUCUCACUGCGUCGCACGACGCUAUUGUUUUGCUGGGAUGCCCUAGUCAAUUACCCAACCCAGCAACCUUAGCUCCACACACCGGCUAAACGCGAACCAAUCCCUCCCAUCACCCUCGAGCUCCUCCUUCCUCUCUCCGUCAUCGAUCUCACUCCCUCACCUCCGUCCAUCUUCCGCCGCCGUCGCCGAAACGAGCUUUGAAGAAGGUGAAUCAUUGAAGUGCCUUGCGGAAGGGCUUUGGGAAUUGACAGUGCUGGUAUCACCGUUCUUCUUCCGGGGAACUGCAAUGGUGGCUAUGAAGGAGGUGAUUCCAAGGACAGGCCCGUUCUUUGUGUCGGCGUUCCGGCUAAUACCUGCCGGGUUCCUCCUCAUCGGGUUCGCUGCUUCAAGGGGAAGACCGUUCCCUUCGGGACUCAAUGCCUGGCUCUCAAUCUCUCUCUUUGCAUUAGUUGAUGCAGCUUGCUUUCAGGUGUUAAGGUGAAUGGAUUCACGUGUAAAGACGCUGCAAAAGUGAAUGCAUCUGAUUUCUCAUCAAACAUAUUAGCAAAACCAGGAAAUGGGAACUAUCUCAGGAUCUUACAAGGUGUCUUGGAGAUUGGUGGAAGGAACCUUGGUCUCAUGAAGAUAUGGAUAAGCUUUUUUGCACAAUGUCUGAUUUUCAGGAAGCAGUGAAAAAGGUGCAACCUUCAUUAAGAAGAGAGGGCUUCUCAUCCGUUCCCAAUGUGAAAUGGGAAGAUGUUGGGGGCCUUGAUUGUUUAAAGGAGGAGUUUGAAUCCAGUAUAAUAAGGCCGAUAAAAUAUCCCGAGGUUUAUCAGACAUUUGAGGUGGAAAAUGAGACGGAAAUUUUGCUUUUUGGGCCCCCUGGUUGCGGUAAAACUCUUAUUGCCAAAGCUGUUGCCAAUGAGGCAGGAGCUAAUUUCAUUCAUAUUAAGGGGCCUGAACUCUUAAAUAAAUUUGUUGGAGAAAGUGAGCGAGAAGUUCGACGAGUGUUUAGUCGUGCAAGGGCAUGUUCACCCUGUAUAGUAUUUUUUGACGAGGUGGAUGCUCUAUCAACCAAACGUGAUUCGAAAGGUGGAUCGGUAGUCGAACCAGUUGUGAACCAGUUACUUAUUGAGCUAAAUGGUGGUGACUAGCGCCAAGAUGUUUUUGGUAUUGGUGCUACAAAUAGGCCCGAUGUGAUGGAUGAGGCUCUCC
Arachis duranensis is the source of this 1251-nucleotide messenger RNA. RefSeq names its product cell division control protein 48 homolog C-like. Gene Ontology annotation, biological process: ribosome biogenesis. The coding region runs from base 684 to 1190 and encodes 168 amino acids. Gene Ontology annotation, cellular component: nucleus. Gene Ontology annotation, molecular function: RNA binding; preribosome binding; ATP binding. Lineage: Eukaryota; Viridiplantae; Streptophyta; Magnoliopsida; Fabales; Fabaceae. The transcript has 8 exons. The record is from RefSeq and is a predicted model, not a curated record.